Molecule: messenger RNA, 552 nt
Organism: Perkinsus marinus ATCC 50983
Lineage: Eukaryota; Perkinsozoa; Perkinsida; Perkinsidae
Product: aminopeptidase, putative
Exons: 6
Biological process (GO): peptide catabolic process; proteolysis
Cellular component (GO): cytoplasm
Molecular function (GO): peptide binding; metalloaminopeptidase activity; zinc ion binding
Source: RefSeq, a predicted model, not a curated record
GUUACUUUUGAGUAUGAUAAUGAGGUGUUGAUGGCUAAACAAGUGAUAGUAGAUGUUAACAGGACCGAAGUUGAGUUCAAAUUCCCCGAAGAACUCCGUAAAGGAGCUGGUGUUUUAACUGUCAAGUUCGUGGGGACUAAUAAUGAUAAAAUGUGUGGAUUUUACCGGUCUAGGUACACUGAUCUCGAUGGGGAAAGCCAUUAUAUGUUGACGACACACUUUGAAGCGUGGUAUGCUCGUAGGGCUUUCCCUUGUGUGGACGAGCCUGCGAGGAGAGCUAUCUUUAAGAUUACUAUCACCACUGAAGCUGAUAAACAGGUUGUGUCGAACAUGCCUGUAGCGUCAAGAGAAGUGUUUAAGGGUGGCAAGGAUAACAAGACCGUUUAUCAGUCGGUCGAGUUUAUGCCAACUCUUAAAAUGAGCACUUAUUUGAUCGCAUUUUGUGUGGGAGACUUCGAAUGCGUGCAGAAGAUGACGAAGAAUGGCACGUUGGUAAUUAGAGUGUUGUGCACUCCGGAUACCGGUGUGAGGCCCUCGAAUGGUAAGUUAUGA